Molecule: messenger RNA, 2000 nt
Organism: Zingiber officinale
Lineage: Eukaryota; Viridiplantae; Streptophyta; Magnoliopsida; Zingiberales; Zingiberaceae
Exons: 5
Coding region: 9-908 (299 amino acids)
Source: RefSeq, a predicted model, not a curated record
AGUCGUAUAUGAACGUGUGGCUGGCUCUACUUCAGGCGUCCGUUGCCCAACGGCGAAUCAGAAUGGAGGUCGUCUACUUGCUUUGUUCCGCCAUCUCCACCUUCCUCACCUCCUCACUCCUUUCCCUCGCCCUUGCCAUCCGUUCCAUUCCUCUCUGCUUCUCCUACCUCCGCUUCCACGGCGACCGCAACGCUGCUGUGCUUCUCUACGAGGGCCGCGUGCGCCACGCUAGGCGGCGGCCGGUCAAGCAUGCCUUUGAGUACUCCGUCCGGUACGCGCUCAUCGACCUUGACGGCGCCCCUCAGCCUUCUCACCUCUCCGCGGAACGAGCCCGCGAGAUUGCUCGGACCAACGGGCCCGUGUUUCUGCUGACGAUGCCGGAGAGUGUGGGGUACGAGCAGAAUCCGCUGAGCGUCUACUACUGCUAUGAUGUGGAGGAAGGGAAAGGAGGAGAGGGAGAUGGACCAACGCCUUCCCUUAAGAUGUGCAUUGCCGAGGUAACAAACACGCCAUGGGGGGAGCGGGUAUCUUUUACCUUCAGUCCAGGAUCUGAUGUUGCUGCAAAACCACUGCAUGUCAGCCCGUUCAUGGAUAUGCAGGGAAAUUGGCAUAUGUUUGCUGAUGCACCAGGAGAGGAUCUGUCACUUGUAAUCUCAGUUCAACACCCCACCCUUGGAAACUAUUUCACUGCAAGUUUACGUGCCAAAAGAGUCCAGUCUUCAUCUAGUUCAGUUUUUCUAGAAAAGUUUUUCUGGUUGAUGCCCCAUAAGGUUGCAGUGUGGAUAUAUUGGCAGGACAUGAUGCUCUUGGACCAAACAAGUUGGGUACCAUCCAACUUGUCUUACGAGACUAAUGGAGGCUUUGAAAUAGCCUUGUUAGUGUCCCAAGCACCCAUGGAGGGCCUAUAACACAGCAUCAACAAAGAAAGAAAGCAUCAUCAUCAUUCCCCGAAAACAAAAGAGAGAAAAGGAACAGAAAAAACAACUCAGUUACAAGUAUCACUUGUUUCAUCAUAAAUUUUUUCUCCAUUGAUCUUAAGAUAAAGCAACAUUAACUAUUCUCUGUCUUCCAGGGCUUUCUUUUUUGUAGGCAUAGGAACUUUUUUUCUUCUUCGAAACUGAGACUUUUCACUUGAUCAGAGUAAAUGUCAAAACGUCACUCAUUUCUCCCGCCAUUUUUAGAGUUGGUAACAGUGCUGUAUAGAUAUCAACAAUUUUUUUUUUUUCAUUCGUUGAGCAAUAUAUCAACACAACAUAUUGUUUCAGUUUUGUUCUCUGAUAAGUGAUUCAUAAGAUGAAGAAUUUUAGUUUGAUCGUGAUGGAUUGGGUUCUCUGCCACAACAAUUGUUGAUUGGUUGCUGCAAAAUCAUAUCUUAAGUUAGCUUGAAUUUGCAUCGUUCAAAUUCUUCUUGAUAAGGCACUGCAAUGACAGUCUUACACUCAGCUUCUUAUGAUGAAACUAUCAGAAAUUUUGCUUCAUAGCAAACCAACUGAUGCUGUUUAAAUUAGAAAAGAUUAAAUCCGGAAGAUAAAGUUUAGUAAGUUCUAAAUUUUAUUGGUUUUAGGAGUUAUAAGGAUUUAUUUGGUCACAUCACAACAGAUAAUUUUAAGUAUCUUUGUGAAAUUAGAACUGAUUAAAUUAUUAUAGGAACAAGUUAAUUGUUUACAUGUUUUAAGGAGAAUGAGUCAUGAUUAAGGAGUUUAAAAGAAACCUCAAUCUCUCUUGUUGGUCAAUCUUAAUGAAAAUUUGAAUUCUUCUACAAUGGUUGCUUGUGAGAUGUAGAUUAAGAUUUAAGACAGAGAACUCCAUCGGAUUUACCAGCGGUAGCCUUUACAUAUCUUAAAUUUUCUUUGCACCACAGCGCACAUUACUUCAACUUUGCACAAAUCGAUAAAAUUAUGUAUUAAGUUCAUUUUCUUUCCCUAUGUAUCAAGAUGGAUAUAGUAACACAGCAUGCCUUUAUUACAUCAAGAGACAUGAACUUUCAUUCCCCUUCUGUG